UGUGCCCACUAUUCUCAAAAUUCUUGAUUUAUUUCACUUUUCUGUGUAAUCCAAUCCAAAUAUUCGAUGUCAACCAACAUAGAUGAUGAGUUAGUUGUAGAACCUUCUGCAGAAAGUAGAAAAGAAAGUGUAAAUGAAGGGAAACCGAUGGAAACUCCCAUGGAAGCUACUGCAUCUGAUGCAGCAACCUCAUCAGCUCCUCCCGUGGAGGAGACUGAUGAAAUGCGACUGGAAAAGAUGAUUAAAUUCAUGGAAGGUGAUGCCCACAUGGCAAAGAUAAAACAUGAAUACAUAAACAUCCACUACAAGGCAAGACUUGAUACUAAAUACCUCCCCGAGUCCGUCAAAAAAGAGCUGCAGCAACAAGAGGCUGGAGCAGAUGGUCAGCCUCCGAAAAAGAAAGCCAAAUUUACUGGGCGGAACAAGAAGCGUCCGCAUAAUAAGUUCAAUGACCGCAAGAUCUGUUCUUUUGUUGCUGCCGGGAGGGAGUGCCCAUUUGGAGACAAGUGUCGAUUUCCUCACGAUGUUGAAAAGUACAUGGCGGACAAGCCUCCUGACAUACGCCCAACAUGCUACGUGUUCGAAAAAUUAGGAAAAUGUCCACAAGGAUUACAGUGCAGAUUUGCGGGGCAACAUUUGACGGAAGAUUUCAAGAAUAUUGUCGAUGACGAAAAAGUUAAGGAAAGUAAAUCACAGACUGUAAACAUUCUACCGAAAGAUCUCCAGUAUCACUUGCGGCGACGAGAAAUUUUCUUCCCGAACGCCGACAAGUAUCUCGAAAGCAUCGGGAUCAAACCUAAUCGAGCGUACAGGUCGAAGGAGGGGAAACCUAAUCAAAAGACAAGUGCUGCCACGGAUGGUGAAACUUUGAAACAAAAUCCUACUGUGUCAAAUAACGACACUGAUGAGAACGGUAUGAAUCCUUCCAGUGGUGUUGUCGAUCCAAAAUUGACGUCUGCUGAAAGUUUGGAAAAACAGGAUGUCGUGCCACCUGGUGGUGACUUGGAAAAACAAGUCGAAGCUUCGUCAGUUGGUGACGACGUUGAGAAAGCUACAGGUGUGGUAGUCCGAGCGAAUUCUGUUGCUGUUGACAACAUUGACUCUCAUUUGAAUGACGGGAAAUCAGCAGGAUGUUUGACGGAUGAAGAUGUCAUCAAGAUCAAACCUGGCGAGAAAAAGACGAUUGAUUUCAGGGAUAAACUUUACCUUGCUCCUUUAACCACAGUUGGUAACCUGCCUUUCCGACGCAUCUGUAAGAACUAUGGAGUUGACAUUACUUGUGGAGAGAUGGCGCUAUCAACCAAUAUCCUUCAGGGUCAGCAGUCGGAGUGGGCACUUCUCAAGCGGCAUUCAUCUGAAGAUUUAUUUGGCGUUCAGCUCUGCGGUGGCCACGCCGACACCAUGACGCGGUGCGCCGAGCUCUUGAACCGAACCCUCGAUUUAGACUUCAUCGACGUCAACGUCGGAUGCCCAAUCGAUUUAAUCUUCAAGAAAGGCGAGGGUAGCGCGCUGAUGGGCCGGAUGACCAAGUUUGAGCAGAUCGUACGAGGGAUGACAUCGGUGCUAGACAUUCCCCUCACAGUCAAGAUCAGGACUGGCAUUUAUGACAACAAAUCUAUCGCUCACACUGUUGUUCCGAAGUUACGCGAUUGGGGAGCCUCACUUGUGACACUACAUGGUCGAAGUCGAGAGCAGCGAUACACCAAGCCAGCCGAUUGGGAUUAUAUCGCCGAAUGCGCGGAGUUGGCCAGGCCUAUGCCAUUCUUUGGAAACGGUGAUAUCCUCUCGUAUGAGGAAUACCACGCCAAAAAACAAUCAACUGGAGUCGCCGGAAUCAUGAUAGCAAGAGGUGCUCUGAUCAAACCGUGGAUAUUCACCGAAAUCAAGGAGAAGAGAAUCUGGGAUAUUUCCUCCUCUGAACGAUUCGACAUGUUGAAAGAUUUCUCAAACUAUGGUCUUGAGCACUGGGGCUCUGAUACACAGGGUGUCGAGACUGUUAGGCGGUUUCUACUGGAGUGGCUGUCAUUCCUUCACAGGUACAUCCCUGUUGGCGUGUUGGAGCAAGUUCCGCAGAAGAUCAACCACCGUCCGCCGCGCUACCUCGGCAGGAAUGACCUUGAGACGCUCAUGGCCAGCGAGAACUGUGGCGAUUGGGUCAAAAUCAGUGAGAUGUUGCUGGGACCGGUGCAUGACGAUUUCACCUUCCUGCCGAAGCACAAGGCAAACUCAUAUAGAUAGUAAUACUUACUAACGAGAUGGUAUUUCUAGUAGGACUAUCUGGUGCAAUUAUUACCAGUGGAAAGUGACUGUCUUCAUCGUAGAGAACUCUAAAUGGAAGACACACGAAUAACUGGUACAAGUUGCUCCAAAAUGACAUUCAGAACUUACAUGGAACAAUUUCACCUAAUUGUAUUUUUGUACAUCCAAGAUGGAGGGAUCUAUUCAUUUAAGAUAUAUCUUUUUACUUGUGAAUGCUACUUGAGGCUCUGUCCCGGGUUUUUCAAUACAAGUUUUGUCACUAACACUGGUGUUAACUUGACUUGGUGUUAAGUCUUAGGGCUUAACUGAAGAAGAUAACACCACGUUAAGUUAACAUUGGCAUCAGUGACAACAUUUGUAUCGAAUGACCUUGGCCAGAAGCGAACUGAUGCACAGACUUUAUGGUGAAAUAUAUUUGUGAUGUAUUCAGGACUAAUGCAUUUCAAAUAAA
Molecule: messenger RNA, 2710 nt
Organism: Lineus longissimus
Lineage: Eukaryota; Metazoa; Nemertea; Pilidiophora; Heteronemertea; Lineidae
Product: tRNA-dihydrouridine(47) synthase [NAD(P)(+)]-like
Exons: 11
Coding region: 67-2238 (723 amino acids)
Biological process (GO): tRNA processing
Molecular function (GO): RNA binding; flavin adenine dinucleotide binding; tRNA dihydrouridine synthase activity
Source: RefSeq, a predicted model, not a curated record